GUUUUUAAAACAUUCGGAAGAAGCGGUAUAUCACCUUUUCAAAAAGUCUCGAUAAAAUCGCGCGUAAAAUUCGUUAGAAAGUUUUCUCGUCGUUCCUCCUCAAUCUCCUCUUGGUUUUAUCUUGGUGAGCAAAUAAACCAUUCCAUGCGAUGACAAACGAGACUGCGAAGAUCGUUGAGAAGGGUAUAUUUCACGCGUUCGCUCUGGGAUGCGAUGUCUGGCGAAUCGCUCGUAACGAUCGUGUGGGCUUUUUAAUUUUUCAGGAUUACAGGGAACGGUGGGGAACAAAGUGCGCGGGCUGUGGAGAAUACGUGGAGGGCGACGUGGUCACUGCCGGAGACAAGCAUGCCUUCCAUCCCAACUGUUUCCACUGCCAACGAUGCAGACAACCGUUACUCGGACAGGGGACCAAGGUUUCCCUCGUCCAAGGUCAAGCUCUUUGCCACCGAUGCGUCGGUAUCCCUGUCCGAGAGGCCUCGACGCCAAUCGGGAAUAGCUCCGCCACCAGAGGAUCCGGAGACGGGCCCUCCGACCCCGGUGCCUGCGCUGGUUGUGGAAACCAAUUACGAGAAGGUCAGGCUUUGGUAGCUCUCGAUCGACAGUGGCACGUAUGGUGUUUAAAAUGUCACAGCUGUGACACCGUCCUUCACGGAGAGUAUAUGGGAAAAGACGGGGUGCCUUAUUGCGAGAAGGAUUACCAGAAAUUGUUCGGUGUGAAAUGCGCCUAUUGCAAUCGUUACAUCAGCGGAAAGGUGCUGCAGGCAGGUGACAAUCAUCAUUUUCACCCGACUUGUGCCCGUUGUACCAAGUGUGGCGAUCCUUUUGGCGAUGGAGAGGAGAUGUACNNGCAGGGCGCUGCCAUUUGGCAUCCCCGUUGUGGCCCGGGUCCUAGCGGACCCAAUGGUAUCGUGAACGGCCACGGAGAAGCUCACACGCCACAGCAUCGAGAAUCAGAACGGAUUUCCAGCAGCGCAUCGGAGAUGCAGUUUUCAUUGCGGUCACGCACGCCAAGCCUGAACGGAUCACUCUGCAGCCCUUACAGCAGCCUCAGUCGCAAGUAUUAUCCCGCGCGAACUGGAAGUCCCGGAUUGAUAUUGCGAGAAUACGGACGUGGUCCAUCCGAAGAUGUGUCUAGGAUUUAUACUUAUUCGUACUUGACCGAAACGCCGACCCAAGGAUACUUGAGACGUCCGAUACAGCCGUACGACAAACCUCCGACUAGCCCACACUUUCAUAGACCUAGCUCGUCACGUUCGAUAAGAAGCAGUGGCGGACGCAGCAGCCGAUCUGGAAUGCGUGCUCUGGUCGAUGCUCUCAGCGAGACCAGACCAAAGUCACCGGCCAGUCAAGUAGAUAAUGACGAGCCAAUAGAGUUGGCGCAUUAUCCGGACGCCAUGAAACCUCCUCCUGGAACCAAACCGCCGAUCGAGAGAGAUGAUUUUCCCGCUCCACCUUAUCCUUAUACAGAUCCUGAAAGACGUAGACGAUGGUCCGACACUUAUAAGGGAGUACCUGCAUCCGACGACGAGGACGAGGUGGAUAACAAAACUUAUAUAAAGGAGGUGGAGGAGAAGUUGAAGAAAGAACAGGACGAGCUGAGCAAAAUCGAUACUGGAAUAGCGAAAGUGUUUUUGCAAGAUCGUGAAAAGGAUCGAGAGAAUUUGAGACACAGAGCCGCGAACGUUGAUCCUAGAAAUGCGUCGAGAACGCCAUCAGCUGCCAGAGAACCGACUUAUAGACUGCGAUACGAGAGUCCAGUUGGCGCUUCGCCUUCGAGGAACAUAGAUCACGCCAGACCGUGGGAGGACGAUGAUGGUUUCAGUUAUAGAUCUAGCGUAGGACCUAGUUACAACGUUGGGAGGUCAUCGGCACGUUCCCCGGCUCCCAGAAACUAUCCACCCCUUGGUACUCAACGCGCCUUCACUCUUCCAAACGCCGCUAGGCACUAUCAUUCGGGUGAUUAUUCGUUCAGUGGGAUGGGAGACAAGACGCACAGCACUGAUUUCUCAUCUGGCAAAUCAGAUAUAUCGACAGGAAGCAUCACGGAUGUGGAUCGACGGGCAUUGGUAUGUACCACAGCCCCAUACUACUCCCGGCGAAUUAGCAUGAAUGAUGGUGGAAUGCUGCCAUCAUCUACCACGUAUACAGGUGGCCUAGGUUCGGUAGUUGGAAGUCACGGGGGCCAUCACGUGAGGAGAUCACUGCCAGACAUGGGGACAGCACCGUCCGAACCGCCGAAACUCUAUCCUUAUCAUUUACUUGUCAUCACAAACUAUAGGCUGCCCGCUGACGUGGAUCGUUGCAACCUCGAAAGACAUCUUUCCGACGCGGAGUUUGAGGCAGUACUUCAGUGUACUCGUGCCGAGUUCUACAGAUUGCCGCAAUGGCGUCGUAACGAAAUCAAAAGACGUGCCCGGCUGUUUUAACUGGCAGCUAUCACGCUACGUGUUCUACUUAUUACCUUCAUCGUGUCACGACUGUGUUACCGUGCUAUAGAGUGUACAUUCCUUCCGCGUGGUAGGUGUUGUAUCAUGAGAGAAAAGGAGAACACGUGUUCGGGGAACCAACGAUUCGAUUCCGGUUUUCGAUCGCGAACAUCGACGAUAUCAAAGCGUUGUCAUCGUUGCGAAUAAUGCAAAAUAAUGCAAAAUAAAAAUCGGGGCAAUCUCGACCUCUCGCCAUUUCGUACACGUUCACAGGGACACGUAUAAAUGCAUACACACAUGUUUAAACACGUAUAAACACAAUGUUCGCACGAUGACGCAAAUAUUAUAAUACAUAUACAUAAAGGAGCACUACCAUUUGACGUCAAUUUUAUUCUCUCAGCAACGAAUCCACAGGCAGCUUGAUUUUUGAUCGUUCACAAACUAUUUCAUCGUAUCCUGUGAUUUCGGUGCUUCUUUCGGGAGAAUCUGUAUGUUGUUCAUAAGGAAAACGAAAGAAGCGAUAUGUUCAACCGUUUCUGUGAUUGACAGAAAAGACCUGCUAAUUUGAGAAUUGAAGAAAAAAGGUUGAAACGUUUAUGAUCCGACGUUGUUAACGAAAAGAAAUAUGUAUUGUAUGUAUAUCAACUAUUAACAGUGAUGGUUUCAUUGGGAAUAUUUCAAACAGAAAAUUGUUAUCCUGUAUUUAACAUGUACACUUUCUAUGACUAGAAUUUUCACGAAAAGUGGAAAUAGUAGAUGGAUAAUAAUAAUUUUAGAGAAAUAGCUGAAAGUAAAGGUGGUCAGGAUCGUCUAAAAUUUUAUCAUUUAACUGGAACAUCAUCUUGUGACUUAGAGUUUACCCGUGAACGUCGACGUACAUAUAAAAUAGCGCGAUGGGAAGAUGUGCAAGAUUCAAAGCGAAUAAAAAACGAAAAAAAUGGUAAUACUCGUCGAUACGCAAACGUUGAUGUAAAUAAACGAACGAUGUAAGAGAAAUCUUA
Molecule: messenger RNA, 3427 nt
Organism: Apis dorsata (giant honeybee)
Lineage: Eukaryota; Metazoa; Arthropoda; Insecta; Hymenoptera; Apidae
Gene: Unc-115a
Product: actin-binding LIM protein 2
Exons: 14
Coding region: 150-2426 (758 amino acids)
Biological process (GO): cytoskeleton organization; lamellipodium assembly
Cellular component (GO): actin cytoskeleton
Molecular function (GO): actin filament binding
Source: RefSeq, a predicted model, not a curated record